UCGGGGCCGGGCAGGGGGCGGGGCCGGAGUCGCCGCCGCCGCCGCUCCCUUAGGGCCCGGCCCGGCCCCGCCAUGGCCCCCGCCUGGAUCGGCCGCCUCUGCCUCCUCCUGCUCUGCCUCUGCGGGGAGGCCGCCGCGGGGAGAGAUUUCUACAAGAUCCUGGGGGUUUCCCGUGGCGCCUCCAUCAAGGACAUUAAGAAGGCCUAUCGCAAGCUGGCGCUGCAACUCCAUCCCGACAGGAAUCCCGACGACCCGAGCGACCCGCGAGCGCAGGAGAAGUUCCAGGACCUGGGAGCUGCCUACGAGGUGCUGUCAGACGAGGAGAAGAGGAAGCAGUAUGAUGCCUACGGUGAGGAGGGACUGAAGGACGGGCACCAGAGCUCCCACGGAGACAUCUUCUCCCACUUCUUUGGGGACUUUGGAUUCAUGUUUGGAGGGAACCCUCGCCAGCAGGACAGGAACAUUCCCCGAGGGAGUGACAUCAUCGUGGACCUGGAGGUCACGCUGGAGGAGGUGUAUUCAGGGAACUUCGUAGAAGUUGUCAGGAACAAGCCAGUGGCCAGGCAGGCGCCAGGCAAACGGAAAUGCAACUGCUGGCAUCACGGAGCAGGAACCUUUCCUAAGUGAUAGCAAACCUGCUGA
This is a messenger RNA of Pseudopipra pipra, 642 nucleotides long. Its product is annotated as dnaJ homolog subfamily B member 11-like. Gene Ontology annotation, biological process: protein maturation. Lineage: Eukaryota; Metazoa; Chordata; Aves; Passeriformes; Pipridae. The record is from RefSeq and is a predicted model, not a curated record. Gene Ontology annotation, cellular component: endoplasmic reticulum. Gene Ontology annotation, molecular function: misfolded protein binding.